Triplophysa dalaica is the source of this 2655-nucleotide messenger RNA. It is a transcript of the gene gdpd1, whose product is annotated as glycerophosphodiester phosphodiesterase domain containing 1. The record is from RefSeq and is a predicted model, not a curated record. Gene Ontology annotation, biological process: N-acylethanolamine metabolic process; glycerophospholipid catabolic process. Gene Ontology annotation, cellular component: endoplasmic reticulum membrane. The coding region runs from base 321 to 1277 and encodes 318 amino acids. The transcript is spliced from 10 exons. Gene Ontology annotation, molecular function: phosphatidylcholine lysophospholipase A1 activity; phosphoric diester hydrolase activity. NCBI's taxonomy places the organism in Eukaryota, Metazoa, Chordata, Actinopteri, Cypriniformes, Nemacheilidae.
AGACUCGAGCAAUAAGUGCGUCCGCGGGGGUUUGGCCUGUUAAGAAACAUUAUACUACAUUGAAAUGACUGACGGUGCAACAACAGCAGGAUCUAAUCUCACGGAUAGUGCAUUUACAGCUUUAAAAUCCUCCCUCGGAUUUCUUCUGCUCGCCGAUAAAGUGGAAUCGCUGUCCAGCGGUGAGAGGUGACCGGCUGGGUGUGUUGGCUUCAGCUUCAGCUUCAGCUUCGUCGCGUUUCAUGCCGCUUGUCAAUGAACGUGUGUUUAUGUGAAGUCGUUUUACAGAACUCGCUGGAUUUGUCUGAUACAUAAGGGCCAAAAUGAGCUCCGCGGUUUAUGUUUUAUCCACUGUGACCGGAUAUGUGCUCACCUCCGCGUUUCUGCUGAAGUGUCCGACCCUGCUUCGCCGGAGAAAGAGAGAGACUUUCCGCAGCAGACACAUCUCACACCGGGGCGGUGCUGGUGAGAACUUGGAGAACACAAUGGCAGCCUUCAGGCAUGCUGUCAAACUAGGCACUGACAUGUUGGAAUUGGACUGUCAUUUGACCAGAGAUGAGCACGUGGUUGUACUGCACGAUUCAAACCUGAAGAGGUCGACCGGCAUCAAUGCGUACAUCUCUGAUGUGGCUUAUGCUGAUCUUCCACCUUAUCUUUGUAAGCUCGGGGUGACUUUCAAGCGAGAGUGCUUCUGUGAAGGAGGAGAUGACGAACGCAUCCCUUUACUAAAAGAUGUGUUUGAAGCGUUCCCAAGUACCCCUGUAAAUAUCGAUAUCAAGGUCAACAAUGACACACUCAUCAAGAAGGUGUCUGAGCUAGUCAUCCAGUAUGACAGAGAGCACUUGACUGUUUGGGGAAACUCGAGGAACGAAAUUGUUAAGAAAUGUUACAAAGAGAAUCCACGAAUCCCACUCUUGUUCAGCUUGCCAAGAGUUCUGCUGUUAUUGGGUCUUUUCUACACGGGCCUUUUGCCCUUUGUCCCACUCAAAGAGCAGUUCCUGGAGAUUCCUAUGCCUUCCAUUGUCUCAAAACUCCGAGACCCCGAGCAUCAGACCAGAAGUCAGCGUUUCCUAACAUGGCUGGCAGACGUGCUUCUAAUGAGAAAAUCUCUAUUCGAUCAUCUGAAAGGCAGAGGAAUACAGGUGUAUGUCUGGGUGUUAAACGAUGAGGAGGACUUUAAACGUGCCAUUGACCUUGGGGCUACAGGGAUUAUGACAGACUAUCCCACCAAGCUGAAGGAGUUCCUGGAGAAAAACAACUACACUGCCGCUCUGAAAUAAGACUUGACAGCUAAAGUGAACACUCAGUAGGUUUUUCCAUCAGAUCUUUGGCUUCUUCGGUAUUGAAUGGACCCAGCAUUCUUUGUUUAUGACAGCGAGUGUGGAAGUAAGGGCAGCUAUUAGUUCGAGAUUCUUCAGCAAUCAAAACCAACACCCAAAAACGAAAAUCAAUUUCAUCAUUUACUCAACCUCAUGUUGUUCCAUACCUGUAUGACUUUCAGAAGAAACUUUGAGAAAUGUACUUGUCACUCCUUUCCCAUGAAGCUACACUGUAUGGGGACUGUAAUUUUCAGUCAUUGAACAAACACUAAAGCACCAUAUACAAGUAUGACGCGAGCAAUUUUGUGCCUCAGUCUUCUUUCAACAAAACCAUUAGAUUUGGAAGUUUCAGGUCUAGAAUCUUUCAAAACAUAUUGGACAUCAUGAAUAUAGUCUGUAGCCUAAAAAAUAUAGAAAGCUAAAUGUGUCUGGGGUAAUGAUGAAUUAUAAUGUAAAUCUUAUGGUAAUGUUUUGAGUGUCAUGAUAUCUCUGUGGUGAAGUUUACAAGUGAAUGAUUGUCUAAAUGACAAGCUACUGAUUUUUUUUCUUGGGGGUUUAUUGUGGAAUUGGUAAGUGACUUAUACUAGAGCAUUUUAACAGUUUUUUUCUUGUUGUUUAUUAAAGGUUUUUUAUUUUUUACUGUCCAAAGAUAAUGUAUGCGUGUGACCUCCGGCAAAGGUGAGGUUCUGCAUAGUCUAAUACAUCUUGCCAGUCACACGUUUAGAUAUACUUAUACUUAUUUCUCAUCAAUAUUGAUUAAAACUUCAGAAUUUCAAAGCUGCUUUCCUAGAUUACAACUCAAUCGACUUCAUUGAUUGAAGGAGUUCCUGUAUGCUGAACCUUGUUGGGAUGUAGAGUAUGCAAAAUGCAGACAAGUCGGCUAUUCAAAAACAAUUUGUAUGCAAGAACAAUUUAAAUUAUUUACAUAUAUAAGCAGAAGCGUUUAAAUAAAUAUGCAUUUUAUAAGAUCAUGGGAAAUAUAUAAACCUUUAUGCCUUGGUGUGUCAAAUUUUGUUUCUGGUAGCGUUUACUUUUAGAUACUUUUUGGAAAGAAGGACAUUAGAGUUUUACUGAGUCGCAAACAAAGACGAAACAGUGGGUGGGCAUGAUGGAUAAAAUGUUCAGAUGUUUUUAAAUCAUUUUUUGCUGUUAUUCAUCUUCAUCACUUUUUCUACAAAAAUUAGCAUUAGUUUGUGUAUGAACCCAGUGUAUUCUUUGUAAUGUUAGAUUGUUGUACUGUAAUUCCGUAACGUUAUGACAAAGGUUACUUGGUUCGCCUCUGAAUUUCUUACUGCCAUGAAAUAAAUUUGACAGUGAAUAUGCAUUCACUCUUUCUUGC